This is a messenger RNA of Haliotis rubra (blacklip abalone), 1752 nucleotides long. RefSeq names its product glutamyl-tRNA(Gln) amidotransferase subunit A, mitochondrial-like. Gene Ontology annotation, cellular component: glutamyl-tRNA(Gln) amidotransferase complex; mitochondrion. Gene Ontology annotation, molecular function: glutaminyl-tRNA synthase (glutamine-hydrolyzing) activity. NCBI's taxonomy places the organism in Eukaryota, Metazoa, Mollusca, Gastropoda, Lepetellida, Haliotidae. Gene Ontology annotation, biological process: mitochondrial translation; glutaminyl-tRNAGln biosynthesis via transamidation. The record is from RefSeq and is a predicted model, not a curated record.
GCGCUAAUAACUUGCUCUAUUUAAGAACGUUGCACUAUCGCUGAAGGGAGCUUAAUGUGACCUCUGACCUAAACCGGAACCAUGCUGUCAUUGACGAUCAGAGAGAUUCUCACCCAUUUGAAAGAUGGAAGGAUCUCUGCUAAAGAGUUAUGUGAAAAAUGCCUGGAACGAUCACGCCAUGCACGGGAGCUCAACUUCCUCAUUAAAGAAACCACGGAACUGGCACAGACGUCUGCUGCAGACUCGGACAAAAGAUUGAACAAAAACCUGCCCCUUCGUAACUUAGAGGGUGUGCCAAUGGUGUUCAAAGACAAUUUUUGUACCAAGGAUAUCCCUACAACAUGUGGAUCUCGGAUGUUGUCCAACUUUUCUCCACCGUACAAUGCUACAAUGGUGGAGCGAACAGCAUCAGCAGGGGCUGUCAUCAUCGGUAAAGCCAACAUGGACGAGUUCGCCAUGGGGUCAGCAAGUGUGGACAGCGUGGCUGGACCAACCAUCAACCCAUGGAGGUACAAGUUCAGGAAGAGGCAUGGCAAGGAGGGACCUGACAGAAGGAAUGACCAAUCACAACACUCUGACCAUGUGACCAGUUCCUCCUCCCCUGACUGGCACAUAGCUGGAGGGAGUUCUGGAGGCAGUGCUGUGUCAGUUGCUGUUGGAGCUUGUUAUGCCGCCUUUGGUUCCGACACUGGAGGUUCGACACGUAACCCGGCCUCCUACUGUGGUGUGGUGGGACUGAAGCCAACGUAUGGUCUGCUGUCUAGACACGGCCUCAUCCCCCUGGUCAACUCCAUGGAUGUCCCGGGCAUCAUCACCAGGACGGUGGAGGAUACAGCCACUGUUUUAAAUGUAGUUGCUGGACAUGACUUCCAUGACUCCACCACUGUACCUGACCACUUUGACUCGGUCUCUCUGUCCAGUGAGUUCUCAGUCAAGGGCCUACAUGUUGGUGUUCCAAAGGAGUAUUUCGCCCCCGGCACUUCACCAGAUGUAGUGUUGGCAUGGCAACGGGCAGCUGACAUGUUUGAGAAGGGGGGUGCCCGAGUGACGGAGGUGUCGCUCCCCCACACACAGUACUCCAUCAUCUGCUACAACGUCCUCUGCUGCUCUGAGGUGGCCUCCAACAUGGCUCGCUACGACGGGAUAGAAUAUGGUUUGCGAGCCCCUGUAGAUAAUUCAACUGAAGAACUGUAUGCCCAAAGUCGACGCGAUGGUUUCAACUAUGUGGUCAGGUCAAGAAUCCUCAAUGGAAAUUGGUUUCUACUGAAGAGGAACUACGAGGACUACUUCAUUAAGGCUCAGAGGGUGAGGAGGCUCAUCAGUGAUGACUUCCGGAGGGUGUUCGCCAGUGGCGUGGAUGUCCUGUUGACUCCAACAACGCUUGCCGAUGCUCCACUAUACAGUGACUACAUAUGUGAGGACAACAGAACUCGCACGGAGCAGCAUGACGUGUACACUCAGUCUGCCAACAUGGCAGGUAUUCCGGCUGUUAACGUCCCAGCCUGUUUGUCAACACAAGGGCUCCCAAUUGGACUUCAGUUCAUCGGGAAUCAUUUUCAGGAACAGAAGCUGUUGUCAGUAGCUCAGUGGUUUGAGCAGCAGGUGAACUUUCCAAGUUUGAAUCUUGAUCAUCUGGACACAGAACCUCCAGUGGUAGCUUUAGCACAAGGCCCGUGAUUUACAUGUAGUGUGUGUGAAUGUGGUAUGUGUGUGAUGUUCCCAGAGAUAAAAAUAAACUCUUAGUCAACGGUU